CACCCUCUUCAUUAUAUACUCUCAACCCAAAAAAAAAAAGAAAAUUGGUUCAAACAGGAGGAACAAAAUAUGAUGGAAGUUGAGAACCAGUUGAAUAGUAGCAGUAGUUGGGAUGGAUAUGUGGAUUGGAGGGGAAAACCUGCUUCAAGAACCAAACAUGGCGGCAUGCGUGCAACCUUCUUUGUUUUGGUUGUGGAGGUAAUGGAGAAUUUGGCUUACCUGGCGAAUGCAAGCAACUUGGUGUUGUACCUUACGCAGCACAUGCAUUUUUUGCCAUCGGAAUCGGCGAACUCCGUCACCAAUUUUAUGGGGACGGCGUUUCUUCUCGCCCUCGUCGGUGGUUUCUUGUCCGAUGCUUUCUUCACCACUUAUUACAUUUACCUCAUCAGCGCUGUUAUUGAAUUCCUGGGCCUGGUAAUACUCACAGUGCAAGCACAAUCAGGUUCACUACAGCCACCAAAAUGUGACCAAUCAAAGCCAGACCAAAUGCCGUGUCAGCAUGUUGAUGGUUCAAAGGCUGCAUUGCUAUAUUUGGGCCUAUAUCUUGUAGCCCUCGGGGUCGGCGGCAUCAAGGGCUCGUUGCCAGCUCACGGGGCGGAACAGCUGGACGGGACCACCCCACACGGGAGAAAGCAGAGAUCAACUUUCUUCAACUACUUCGUCUUCUCCCUCGCGUGUGGGGCCCUCAUCGCCGUAACCCUAGUUGUGUGGAUCGAAGACAACAUGGGGUGGCAAUGGGGUUUCGGAAUCUCCACUUUGGCGAUAUUGUUGUCUAUCCCGGUUUUCUUGUGCGGUUCGUCUUGUUAUAGGAACAAGAUCCCCCUCGGUAGUCCACUCACAACUAUAUGUAAGGUUCUCGUUGCUUCAGCACUAAACUCAUGCACGAUUUCGAGAAGCUCAAACAACUCCAUAGCAAGUAUUGCCAUUAUCAGCAGCCCUUCUCAAUUCACAGAGAAAACGAAACCACCUUCGUCGCUCGACUCUCCAUCGCCGUCGGAAAGCCUCGCGUUACUCAACCGAGCUCUCGAGAUCGAAUACCCGCCGACGCUGAAAUGCACCGUGCAGCAAGUCGAGGAGGUCAAAGUCGUAAUAAAAAUCCUCCCAAUCUUCGCCUGCACAAUAGUCCUCAACUGCUGCCUCGCCCAGCUCUCCACCUUCUCCGUCCAACAAGCCGCCACCAUGGACACAAGCAUCGGAACCCUAAAAGUCCCGCCGUCGUCCCUCCCCGUCUUCCCCGUCGUCUUCAUGAUCGUCCUCGCCCCGCUGUACGACCACGUCAUCGUCCCGUACGCGCGUCGAUUGACCAAAUCCGAGACCGGAAUCUCUCACCUCCAACGGAUCGGCGUCGGCCUGGUUCUCUCCGUCGUGGCCAUGGCGGUGGCGGCAUCCGUCGAAAUCAAACGGAAGAGAGUGGCGAGCGAGUCGGCCGGUUCGAUCGACUCGGGCGAGCCUUUGCCGGUCACGUUUCUGUGGAUCGGGUUCCAGUACUUGUUUCUCGGGUCGGCGGAUCUGUUCACACUGGCGGGGCUGAUGGAGUUUUUCUUCACGGAGGCGCCGUUAAGUAUGAGGUCACUGGCGACGUCACUUUCGUUCGCGUCGCUGGCGAUUGGGUAUUAUUUGAGCACGGUGAUUGUGUCGUUAGUUAACGGCGUGACGGGGGGUCCGAAGCACAAGGCGUGGUUAUCGGGGAGCAGUUUGAAUGAGUUUGAGCUGGAGAGAUUCUAUUGGCUGAUGUGCGCGUUGAGCGCGUUCAAUUUCGUGCAUUAUGUGUUUUGGGCUAAAAAGUACAAGUACAGAUCAGCAACGUAGACAUCUAGCUGGGGCUGACGUGUAACGGAUGCUAAUUUGCGCAGUGCGUUAUAUUACCUAUUUUAAUUAUUUAUUUUUU
Erythranthe guttata (spotted monkey flower) is the source of this 1888-nucleotide messenger RNA. Its product is annotated as protein NRT1/ PTR FAMILY 4.6. Lineage: Eukaryota; Viridiplantae; Streptophyta; Magnoliopsida; Lamiales; Phrymaceae. Gene Ontology annotation, cellular component: membrane. The record is from RefSeq and is a predicted model, not a curated record. Gene Ontology annotation, molecular function: transmembrane transporter activity. Gene Ontology annotation, biological process: transmembrane transport.